Molecule: messenger RNA, 1220 nt
Organism: Rhincodon typus (whale shark)
Lineage: Eukaryota; Metazoa; Chordata; Chondrichthyes; Orectolobiformes; Rhincodontidae
Product: malonate--CoA ligase ACSF3, mitochondrial
Exons: 7
Coding region: 47-919 (290 amino acids)
Biological process (GO): fatty acid metabolic process
Molecular function (GO): medium-chain fatty acid-CoA ligase activity
Source: RefSeq, a predicted model, not a curated record
GGAGUACCUGUUGAAAACUGAUUGCACAGAAAUUCCUCGGAUCAACAUGUUCAUGGCAGUGCCUACUAUAUAUGCCAAACUCAUUGAGUACCAUACCAAGUACUUCAGACAGAGCCAUGUAAAGGACUUUAUAUACAGUAUGUGCCAGAGCAACAUCAGGUUAAUGGUUUCAGGAUCUGCUGCUCUUCCUGAACCAAUACUGAAGAAGUGGAAAGAAAUCAGUGGCCACACGUUGUUAGAGCGAUAUGGAAUGACUGAAAUAGGAAUGGUUCUCUCCAAUCCAGUCCAUGGAGUCCGUAUCCCAGGAGCUGUUGGGACCCCUUUGCCUGGAACGGAGGUGCGCAUUGUGAUGGAAAACCCUACAAGGAAUCAUUCUUCCUACACUGUCAUCGCUGAGGGGAACAGUAGAGAAACUAAGGUGAAACCUGGAAUGGAAGGCAAGGAUGGAGAGCUGCUGGUUAAAGGAAAGUCAGUGUUUCGAGAGUAUUGGAACAGAACAAAAGAAACACAGGACUCAUUUACAUCGGAUGGUUGGUUCAAGACAGGGGACACGGUGUGUUAUAAGGAUGGGGUUUAUUGGAUCCUAGGCCGCAGUUCUGUCGAUAUCAUUAAGAGUGGAGGACACAAGAUCAGUGCCCUGGAUGUUGAGCGCCACCUUCUGGGACAUCCGCAUAUUUCAGAUGUUGCAGUUAUUGGUGCCCCUGAUAUGACCUGGGGACAGAAGGUGGUCGCAGUUGUACAGUUAAAGGAAGGAUAUUCACUAUCCCAGAAGGAGCUGAAGGAAUGGGCCAGGCAGUAUUUGGCCACCUACAGUCUCCCCACAGAGUUGAUCCUUGUGGAGGAAAUACCUCACAACAAUAUGGGAAAAGUGAACAAGAAAGAUCUGCUGAAACGCUUUUAUCCCACAACUAGCAAAUAGGCCGGAUUUCUCCAAGCCACAGUUUCUGCGUCUUGCUAUCUCAGCGUCACAACAUAGUGAAGAUCCAGAACCUUCUCAGAUCCCAUCUUGGUCUAAUCCUCUCCAGUCAUCAUUGAUAGGGAACAAAUAACAGAAUGGGAUCGUUUGGGGGCAGAAUGGUUGAACAGAGACUUGGUACCCUUAAUGGUAUCAGGUGGAGCACUGUCUAUUGGUCAUCUGUUGGUUGACCAGUUCAAAAUUGGGCUGUAGCCUAACUGCCAGGACAAAGACUUUUACCAUUAAAAAAGAAAUUUGAAUCUCU